Messenger RNA from Rhea pennata, 1146 nucleotides. RefSeq names its product visual system homeobox 2 (gene VSX2). Bases 1 to 1146 code for a protein of 381 amino acids. Gene Ontology annotation, cellular component: nucleus. The record is from RefSeq and is a predicted model, not a curated record. The transcript is spliced from 5 exons. Lineage: Eukaryota; Metazoa; Chordata; Aves; Rheiformes; Rheidae. Gene Ontology annotation, biological process: regulation of transcription by RNA polymerase II. Gene Ontology annotation, molecular function: sequence-specific double-stranded DNA binding; DNA-binding transcription factor activity, RNA polymerase II-specific.
AUGACGGGCAAAGCGGGCGCGGCGCUGGCCCCCAGCCUGCCCGGCAAGACCAAGCCCGACGGCGCGGCCGCCGCCCCGCCGCCGCCGCAGCCCCCCGCCGCGGGGGCCAAGCCCAGCUCCGGGCCCACCCCUCCCCGCUGCACCGGCUUCGGCAUCCAGGAGAUCCUGGGCUUGAACAAGGAGCCGCCGCCGCACCCGCGGGCCGCCCUGGACUCGCUGCCCGCCGGGCACCUGCUGGCGGCCCGCUCCGUGCUCAGCCCCGCCGGGGUGGGCGGCGUGGGCAUGGGGCUGCUGGGCGCCGGCGGCAUCCCCGGCUUCUACACGCAGCCCACCUUCCUGGAAGUGCUCUCCGACCCCCAGAGCGUCCACCUGCAGCCGCUGGCCCGCGCCCCCGGGCAGCUGGACAGCAGCCAGACGGCCAGCUCAGAUUCCGAGGAUGUCUCCUCCAGCGACCGAAAAAUGUCCAAAUCGUCCCUAAACCAGAGCAAGAAACGAAAGAAGAGGCGGCACAGGACAAUCUUCACAUCCUACCAACUGGAGGAGCUGGAAAAGGCCUUCAAUGAGGCCCACUAUCCUGACGUGUAUGCCAGAGAGAUGCUGGCCAUGAAAACAGAGUUGCCAGAAGACAGGAUACAGGUCUGGUUCCAGAACCGCCGGGCCAAGUGGCGGAAGAGGGAGAAGUGCUGGGGCAGGAGCAGCGUGAUGGCGGAGUACGGCCUCUACGGCGCCAUGGUGCGCCACUCCAUCCCGCUGCCCGAGUCCAUCCUCAAGUCUGCCAAGGACGGCAUCAUGGAGUCCUGCGCCCCGUGGCUCCUGGGGAUGCACAAAAAGUCUCUGGAGGCAGCGGCUGAGGCAGGAAGGAAGACGGAGGUGGAGCGCCAGGCCCUGCCCAAGCUCGACAAGAGCGACAAGGAGGAGAGGGGCCCCGAUCCCAAAACCGCCAUUUCCCAGGAGGAACUGAGAGAAAACAGCAUUGCCGCCCUCAGGGCCAAAGCUCAGGAGCACAGCACCAAAGUCCUGGGGACCAUCGCUGGGGACGCCCCGGCCCUGGGCAGGAAGCCGGAGAAAGGGGAGGAGGCGGCCGCAGAGGACGAGAGACAGACGGAGAAAUCAAACUCGUCACAGAAGGAGGAGAAGCUCAUCUAG